This is a messenger RNA of Schistosoma turkestanicum, 1355 nucleotides long. NCBI's taxonomy places the organism in Eukaryota, Metazoa, Platyhelminthes, Trematoda, Strigeidida, Schistosomatidae. The record is from the annotation of a GenBank genome assembly.
GGCGGCUGCAUGAUGGCAAAGACUGUUUGCCUAAAAAGGUAUUCACAUGACUGGUAUCCCUAUGUUCAUCAAUAUGGAUAUUAUGAUCCAGUGACAGUUGGUAGCAUUGACGGCACAGAUAUGAUUCCACAUGAUCGGGCAAUCCAGCGUGCUUUAUCAUCAUCUUAUAGAAGUAAAGAUAAUGUUUUUAAUUGGAAUCCGAAGGCUACAAUAUUUGUAGGGAGGCUACCUUAUUAUACUUCAAAAAUUUGUUUACAAGAAGCGCUGCAUAAUCUGUUGAAUAAUCAUUUAGAAAAUGAUUCAAACAGCAAGUCUAGGAAAUACAGUCGUAGUCGUUCUCCAUUUUCUUCAAGCGAUGAAAUUUGGCCAAAAAUUCAUAUUGUUCACAAUGUAGUUACUGGUUAUCCAUGUGGCUAUGCAUUUGCAUAUUUCUCAUCAGAAUCAGAUGUUGAACGUGUACUACGUUCUUGGCGCAAUCAAACUACUAUUUCAACCAAAUUAUACUGUGGACUAAAAGAUGAACGACAUUGUGGUUUAAAUAUACCUAAUGGUGAUAAGGUGAUCUUGGAACCUUAUUUCGGUGAUACAUUGCCAGGUUGGCGACCACGUCGUCUUGGUGGUGGAUUAGGUGGUCGUAAAGAAGCUGGGCAGUUACGAUUUGGAGGAAUUGCUCGUCCUUUUAGACGUCCAUUCACUGCAAAUAUGCAUCACUGACAGUAAAUGAAACAAAUUUUUGCAGAGUUUCAUUCUCUUAGAAAAAUACAAUUAGUUAUGUAAAAAGUAAUUUGUGCACACACGAAUAUGCAUAUUGAACUGUUAAUUGUGAAUGCUUGAAUGUUUUCGCUCACAUUUCUUAGUUGUUUUUUCCACAGUAUUUUUAAAUUUUACAUGGUUUUCAGGUUUUAGAUAAUUUUUAAUAGACAUAAUGAGCAAAGUCCUAAUCAGCAGGAGAGUGAAUGACUCACAAAAUUUAUUUAUUUCAACCUCAUCCUGUUUCUUUUUCUGUUAAUAUUCUGUAUAUAAGUAUGUUAUUUUGCUAAAACGAGACAUUAUCCUAGGCGAUUGCUUUGUUUUGUGGAUAGCAAUCUAAUUGGGAGCUUACGUCAAUAAUUCAGUUUUGUGAGCUCGACCAAAUUGUGCCGUUGAAUAUUAUCAUCUGUUAAUUUAAUUAUCACCUAAACAUCUUUUCACUAGAAGUUAGAAAAGGAUAAUUCUAAAUGGUAACAUUUGAUAGUGUUUUGGAUAUCGAUUUCAUCUUGACAUAUAUACUAGUGUAUAUUUCUCUUUUCAAAACAUGAAUUUUGUACAACUUUAUACAUAUUAAUCUACAAAUAAAUUGAAGUGUAGAAAUUGUA